AUGUGUGGAAUUGGGGCAUUUCUGGAUUUCCACAAUCACUCUCAACCAGUGAGCCAUCAACAGCUUGAGUCUGAAAUUGAUAAUGGGCUCGACUUCAUAAAACACAGAGGGCCAGAUGCUCGAGGAAAAUGGGUCAAUGCAGACGGCCGUGUGGGGCUCGGCCACAUUCGUCUGUCUAUAGUUGAUCCAAGCCCCAGCGGAAAUCAGCCUUUUCAUGAUUCUCGGGGUGACAUUCAUGCGGUCGUCAACGGCGAGCUGUAUGAUCAUGAACGCUAUCGGGAGCAACUAGCAUCAGAGUUUGACUUCAAGGGAAAUAGUGACUGUGAAAUUGUCAUCGCCUUGUAUAAGCACUAUGGCGCGUCCUUUUUAUCGCACCUGAGGGGCGAGUUUGCCUUGGUCCUCUGGGAUGCGAAGAGAGAGUUGUUCUUUGCUGCACGCGAUCGUCGCAACUGA
This is a messenger RNA of Aspergillus oryzae RIB40, 453 nucleotides long. RefSeq lists its product as uncharacterized. Gene Ontology annotation, cellular component: cytosol. Gene Ontology annotation, molecular function: asparagine synthase (glutamine-hydrolyzing) activity. The transcript has 3 exons. The record is from RefSeq and is a predicted model, not a curated record. NCBI's taxonomy places the organism in Eukaryota, Fungi, Ascomycota, Eurotiomycetes, Eurotiales, Aspergillaceae. Bases 1 to 453 code for a protein of 150 amino acids.